GCGGCGCUGGGCUGGGAUUUGUACGGCGCGGUGGCGGCGCUGCUCGGGGUCACCGCCGUUUACACCAUCACUGGUGCGGAUUGGGAGCACUGGGAGCCUUACUGGGAGCACUGGGAGCCAUACUGGGAGCGUUUCUGGGAGCACUGGGAGCACUGGGAGCACUGGGAGCCAUACAGGGAGCCUUACUGGGAGCACUGGGAGCACUGGGAGCCGUACUGGGAGUGUUACUGGGAGCACUGGGAGCAAUGGGAGCCGUACUGGGAGUGUUACUGGGAGCACUGGGAGCCAUUCUGGGAGUGUUACUGGGAGCACUGGGAGCACUGGGAGCCUUACUAGGAGCAAUGGGAGCCUUACUACUGGGAGUGUUACUGGGAGCACUGGGAACACUGGGAGCCUUACUGGGAGUACCAGGAGCCUUACUGGGAGCACUGGGAGCCGUACUGGGAGCAAUGGGAGCC
Molecule: messenger RNA, 458 nt
Organism: Phasianus colchicus (ring-necked pheasant)
Lineage: Eukaryota; Metazoa; Chordata; Aves; Galliformes; Phasianidae
Source: RefSeq, a predicted model, not a curated record